UCACACACUCUUUCAUCUAUAGAAUUUAAUUCUGUCGAACUUAAACAAAUUUCUUUAAUUAGCUACAUUAAAAAGUGUCAAUCAUUUUCAAAAUUAACUAUUUGUAAUUGUUUCUUCGAAAGUGAAGGUGAUAAAUUUAGUUUGGUAGACCAAAUUCCCCUUAAACAGCUUGUAAUUUAUAAUUCUAUAGCACCUGUUAUUGUGCUGCUUUUUCUCUGCAAUUCAAGUUUAGAAACCUUUAAAAUUAUAGGUCCACAUUGUGGAGAUAAAAUUGAAAAAAUUUUUGAAAUAAUUUUUGAAAGUUGCCCAUAUAUUGUAGAUUUAUCAAUUGGAUUAAUUACAUGUAUUCUAGAUUAUUUAGAAAUUCCUUGGAUUCCAAGCUUGCAAUAUUUGGCACUGUAUCAAAAUCACUUUGCUGUUAAUCUAAUAAGUACAAAAUUAGGUGAUUACUUAGAAAAACUAGCAAAAUCAUUACCAAAGUACAUAAAAGAGAUUAAAAUAUGGAUGGUUUUGCAACCAGAUUAUGAGAAUGAAAUUGUUAUUCCAUAUAAUGCGCAGGUGGUUUCUAAGAGCAUUCAAUUUGAUGAAUUUGGAAAACCAGAAAAAAUUGAAAGCAAAAAUCUUAAAAAUUUAACUAGCUAUAAUACUUCAGUCGAUAUAUUAUUAUAG
This is a messenger RNA of Racocetra persica, 669 nucleotides long. Lineage: Eukaryota; Fungi; Glomeromycota; Glomeromycetes; Diversisporales; Gigasporaceae. The record is from the annotation of a GenBank genome assembly.